AUGACGUGGCUAACAUUUACAAUACAAUUUGUCAUUAAAUUACAAUGUGUUUUAUCGAAUCAAAUUUGUUAUCGAGUAAAAUAUCUUAAUCCAAUUUGUAAAACUAACACGGGAGAACUAAUCCAAUAUAAACCAGCGUAUGAAUCAUUAAAUGAAAACCAAAUUCAAUAUAUUGGUCACUCAAUAAAUGUAAUUUGUCAUCAUGCAUUUAUUGAGUAUGAAGAUGAUUUCGGAUUUGGAAAAUACAUAAAAGGUCUUGUACUUGAUUUAUCAGAUAAAGAUAUAAUAAUCGAGCCAUCUGCUAUUGUCUUGACAAAACUCGAGCGCCUGGAAAUAAAUUCGGGUCCAGUUCAAUUGGAAUCAAAUAGCUUCCAAAAUUUAUCUAAUCUGCAACAUCUUAAGAUAAAAGUCAAUGAAGGAUCUGCAAAAAUGAGUCAGGUGUUGAAAAAUUUACCACGAUUAAAAAGUUUGGAAUUGUUGGAUAAUUAUAAUAUUGACAUCUGUGAAUUUACCAACACUGAUACACUUCAAAUAAAAAUACUUGGAUUUAUGGGUGGAUUUAUAAGAUCAAUAUCAUCAAAAUCAUUUGAGUGUAAUGAUAAAUUUAAUAUCAUCCCUGCGAAUAUUUUCGAUAAUAUAACUGAAUUAAAAAUAUUGGAUUUGAGUUACAAUUCAAUAUCAAAAUUGGACAACACAUAUUUAACGAUGAGUAAAAAUUGUGAAUUAUUAAAUUUGAGUUAUAAUUCUAUGGAAUCUAUUGAAAAUGGAUUUUUUAAAAAUAUCAAAUGCAUAACACUUGAUCUUGGAGGCAAUGAAAUCAAAUAUAUUGCUAAUAACGAAUUUAAAAAUUCAAUGAUUGAUACAAUAUUUAAUGAACAAAAGAACCAAACUCUCAUUUGUUAUGAAAGUAAAAAUCAUUAUUUCAAAAUUUGUCAAAAAAAAAAUCAACUUGUAUCGGUCAUUGCGAGAACUAUGCCUUAUAGACUUUCACAAGAAACACUUAUAUUUGAAGACAGUGAUAUAAUAUUAACUGAAGAUUACAUAUUCUAUAAUUUGACCAUUAAAAAUUUGAUAAUUGAAUCAUCUGCAAAACCAUUUCAACUUAUUGGUGAAUCAUUAAAAGGAUUACCAAAACUUAAAAAUCUUCAACUUGAUACUCAACCGAUUUUGAUUAAAAAUCCAACAUUUUUUUAUAUCAGGGAUACUUUAGAACGAUUAUCAUUAUCACUCUCAUCAAAUUCAUUUGAUGGAUUAUCAAAAUUAGAAAAUCUUGAACUUAAUGUUGGACUAACUGUUCUUGAACAUGGUGCAUUUUACAGAUUAACUGAGUUGACUCGUCUUAAAAUUGAAGUUAAUGGAACUAAACAUCUUCAAUAUUUGCGAGUGACAAAAACAAGUUUGACGACAAUUGAACGGGAUGCAUUUUUUGGACUUGAUUAUUUAGAAAAAAUCAAUUUGUCAUACAAUAACAUCAAACGUAUUGUCAUAAAUGUUUUUAACAAUCUCCGAGCUUUAAAAAUACUGAGACUUAAUAAUAAUAAUAUUACUGGCUUUGAUAUUGGAUCAUUGAUGACCAUCAAUAAUGAUUAUACACUCAUCAAUGUAAGUUACAAUAAAAUAGUUGAUAUACCAGAAAGAACAUUUGGCAAUCUGGUAUGUAAAGUAUUUGAUAUAAGAGAGAAUCCACUAUUGUCUAGUAAAAGGACAAUAAUGGGAUAUUCAGCUGAAAUCGGAGAAUUAAUUGAUAGAUUAGGCCAACGUCAUCAUCCUGGUCAGCAUUUUAAGAUAUCAGAUGACGAACCACGACGAAAUUCAUUUCCAGUGUGUGAAAGAGACUCUUUUGAGUUAAUACAUUAUGAUCGUAAAUAUGCCGAUUAUGAGGAGGAUAUUGAUACAAUUAACGUCGAUGAUAGCGAUAUUAUACUCUUACAAGAGUAUGCAUUUGACGAUGGUCAUUCAGAGACAAAAACAAAAAAGUUGAUACUCAGUUUAUCUGACGGCAACUUGAUAAUUGAAAAGAAUGCUUUCACAAAAUUAACCAGACUUGAAUCUUUGGAAAUAACACGAGUUAAUGAAACAUGGACAAGACUUAGCGAAGAGUUACAAGAUAUACCAAAUUUGGAAAGUUUGGAGAUAUUAGAUAAUGGCACUAUUGGUAUUUGUGACUCAUUUGAGGGUGAAUUAAUAAUAUCACAGCUUCAGUAUACAGGUGGUGAAAUUUAUCAAAUAUCAGACAGUUCAUUUGAAUGUUUGACACAGCUUAAAACCUUGAAAAUCACAGAAACACAGUUGUCAGUAAUCGGAUUUGAUGCAUUUAGCAAUUUAAAUAAAUUGAAAGUUCUCUCAAUAACAAUGAAUCAAAAUCUAAGUUAUAUUCCACCACAUAAUAAUGGCAUUAUGAGAAAUCUUGAAACAUUAGAUUUAACUUCAUCUAGUGAAAGUUUUAAACUCAACUCUGAAGCAUUUAAAGGAUUAUCAACCCUUAAAAAUCUGGUAUUCAAGACGUAUCCAAUUUCAAUGGAACAAAAUAACAUAAAUACGUUGAAAAAAUUAGAACAUCUUGUAAUAUCACUUACACUAUCAACUCAGAAUGAAUUUUGCAUGUAUGUAGAACUUUUAAAAACCUUAAAAAGUUUAAUACUUAUAGAACAUGGUUCAUCUUAUUUUUGCAAUGAUUUGUAUAAAUCGAAAAAUGAAAAACUUCGAUAUCUUCAAUACCAAAAAACUUAUAAUUUGAUAUCAUUUAUUGGAGAUGAUGCAUUUCGAUUACAGAAGAGCAAUUAUUUACCCACUGAUUGCACGUUUCACGGAAAAACUGAAGAUUUCUGUAAACCUGAAACCCUAUCAGUGUUAGAUUUGAGUUUUAAUAAAUUGGAACACCUAAGAAAUGAUAUGCUCAAUGGUAUAUUGAUUGAACAUAUUGAUCUUUCCAAUAAUGAUAUAAUGUCUCCUGACGACUACGAAUUUGACGACUACAAAAUGUUUGAUGAUUCUAAUAAACUUCAAUUGUUUCUUGAUAAAGAAUAUGAAAAAAAUAUAAAGUUUUGGUGUUUCGAUGAAACUUCGUUUAUGAUUUGUAUGAAAAACCAUGAAUUAUUAUUUGUAACUCAUAACGAUAUUGAUAUUCGACGAAAAUUUAAUAUAUUUGGUCCAAAAAAUCCAUCAGAAUUUGUUUCCAAUUUAGUACUUGGUUUAUAUAUUGACGACGAUUUUUUAUCGAUACAACCAUUUGCAUUCGUAAAUAUGACAAGUAGAAAUCAAGUAAAAACAUUAACAAUUGAUAAACAUUCACGAGGUGAAUUUAUUUUUGUACGAGAAAUAUUUGCUGGUUUAAUAGCUUUAGAAAACUUUGAACUGAAUGUUGGCCCAGUUAAACUUAGAGAUCGUCAUUUUGAUAAUCUCCAUAAUCUCAAAUCUUUAAAAAUCGAAGCAAUUGAUGAUGAAUUCUACUUGAUUGAAACAUUGCAAUCUUUACGUCAUUUGGAAAGCUUGGAAAUUGUUGGGAAUGCUUAUGUGGGUAUUUGUAAUGAUCCAUUUGCAAAUAGCAUUCCGGCAAUUACCAACCUUUCAUAUACAAGUGGAUUAAUAAAAAAAUUACGAAAAAAAUCAUUAACUUGUUUGACAUAUUUGGAAAAGUUCAAAAUAAGUCAUACAUUACUUCGGAGAAUCGAAGAAGAUGCAUUUUAUGGACUCUCACAUUUAAAAAUAAUUAAUUUGGCCCACAAUGAACUCAAACAUAUUCCGAUUAAUGUUUUCAAUCAUAUCCAUACACUGAAUGUGCUUGAACUUAAUGAUAACCGCAUUGUGAAAAUUGAUGUUCAUGCAUUGACAAUGCAAGAUAAUUUUCCAUAUUAUAGCUUAUUGUUGUUAGAUUUAAGUAACAAUGAAUUGAAAAACUUGAAUCAUGAACUUGAAGGACUUAAAUGUAAAGUACUGGAUUUAUCGGGAAAUGACAUUGAUUCGGAUAAUAUUUUGUUCUUUAAUUCCUGUAUUCGAAAAAUAAUUAUAAGUUUAAAUAAUACUAUGUCUUUGUUGAAUCAUUGUCAAAAAUAA
This is a messenger RNA of Aphidius gifuensis, 4053 nucleotides long. RefSeq names its product protein artichoke-like. The coding region runs from base 1 to 4053 and encodes 1350 amino acids. NCBI's taxonomy places the organism in Eukaryota, Metazoa, Arthropoda, Insecta, Hymenoptera, Braconidae. Gene Ontology annotation, molecular function: protein binding. The transcript is spliced from 9 exons. Gene Ontology annotation, cellular component: extracellular matrix. The record is from RefSeq and is a predicted model, not a curated record.